AUGCAAAACAUGCUUAGGCGCUUCUCCUUCUCUUCUUCCUUCAGAGAGUUUAUAAGACACAUCUCAGACGAAUUAUUUACAGCAGGGGAGGGCAUAGAGCAUCCAGGGUACUAUACAGUCUAUGGAAAGAGCAUUCGAGUAGAGGUAAAGAGCCUUCAGAGGCCGCACUCUCCUGUGAUAGAGCUGAUGUUCAUGGGGAUGCUUUGCAUUCUGGCCACAAUGAUAUUUAAGUGUGCAGCCUGCUCAAUGAAGCCAAAGCUAUUUGACAUUUCAGUAGGGUGCCUCUACAUAAAUAUAUGUUUGGCUGCUAUAACUGUGCUUCUUGUCUGUCUGGAGUUUAGGAAGCUCUACAAAAUAGAGCCAGCUUAG
Molecule: messenger RNA, 369 nt
Organism: Nematocida ausubeli
Lineage: Eukaryota; Fungi; Microsporidia
Exons: 1
Coding region: 1-369 (122 amino acids)
Source: RefSeq, a predicted model, not a curated record